Angiostrongylus costaricensis is the source of this 654-nucleotide messenger RNA. Lineage: Eukaryota; Metazoa; Nematoda; Chromadorea; Rhabditida; Metastrongylidae. The record is from the annotation of a GenBank genome assembly.
AUGAUGCCCGGAUUAUUACGAAUUCUGCCUCUUUUCGUAAAAGUUGUCUCAUUCGACGCAACGGAUACGGUCAUUGCAAUGGACGAACCAUUCAACGUAGUCUAUUCACGUGUUGCAAAUGAUCAUGGUAUUCCCGUCGAUUCCUCCUUAGUUGCGACUUCAUUUCUCAAGUAUAUGAAGAAUAUGUCUGUAAGCCAUCCUUGCUUUGGCUUCGGUUCAAUUGGACAUGUUGAAUGGUGGAAAAGACUCGUAGUUGGAUGCUUAGAAGAGGUACUUUUCAACCAUAUUCAGCUAGAGACGUUCGUCAACGCCCUUCGACGGAAAGAGGUUGCUGUGGUGAUAGUGUCGAAUUUCGAUGGACGCCUAUGGAAAAUUCUACAAGACAUGAACUUGUAUUCUCUGUUCGAUUUGAUAGUGGCCAGUGGAGAAGUCGGUGUCGAGAAACCUAGUCCAAGUAUUUUUGAAAUAGUUACAAAUCACUAUCGUCUUUCAAAUGCCUCAGAGUUGUUACACAUAGGUGAUAGUGUCCAAAACGAUUACUUAGCAGCCAGGAAUUUCGGGGCGAAUGCGAUUCUCUUUGAUCGUUCUUCACUUAACAGUGAUGUCUCCAGGUUAGACAAAAUAUCAUCUUUCAGUCAGUUACAGAUAUUGUGA